Molecule: messenger RNA, 1560 nt
Organism: Schizosaccharomyces cryophilus OY26
Lineage: Eukaryota; Fungi; Ascomycota; Schizosaccharomycetes; Schizosaccharomycetales; Schizosaccharomycetaceae
Product: NEDD8 activating enzyme
Exons: 10
Coding region: 1-1560 (519 amino acids)
Biological process (GO): protein neddylation
Cellular component (GO): cytoplasm
Molecular function (GO): NEDD8 activating enzyme activity
Source: RefSeq, a predicted model, not a curated record
AUGGAUAAUCCUUGCAAAAUGCAGAAAUACGAUAGUUUUACUAAUAGUAGGCAAGUACGGAUUUGGAAAGCAGAAGGCCAAAAUGCCAUUGAGCAAUCACAUAUUUGCUUGCUAAAUGCCAAUACAGUGGGUUGUGAAGCACUCAAAAAUACGAUUCUUCCAGGAAUUCGUGAGUUUACUGUAAUUGAUGCAUCUGUGGUAGAUUUGAAACAUGAUGGAUCCAACUUCUUUGUGCAGUACGAUCAAGAAGGACAGAGUCGAGCUUUAUGCACUGGUACCUUAUUACAACAGUUGAAUCCCUCGGUAGAAAUGAACUAUCAACAAAUGGAGCCUGAGAAACUAAUUGAAGAAGAUAUUGAGUUUUUUUCAAGGUUUACAAUCGUUUUUGCUUCGAAGCUAAAAUUGAAUGCUAUGCUUCGACUUGAAGCUUUCUUGAGAUCCAAAGGAAUCCCUCUCAUUUACUAUAAUUCUAUCGGGUUCGUAGGUAUAAUUCGAAUCUCUGUCCCCGAAUAUACAACCGUUCAGUCUCAAUCGGAGGUCCCUUUAGAUUUACGACUUCGAAAUCCUUGGCCUGAACUAAUAGAUCAUGUACGCUCCUUGAACGUUAGUCAGAUGGAUGGAACAAAAAGAAAUGAGCUCACGUAUAUUGAACUUCUAAUUCAUUAUAUGCUGCAGUUUGAAGCAUUGCAUCACCGGAAACCAGAAAAUUCAGAUGACAGGAAAGUUUUACAGGGCAUGAUUCGAAAGGAUAUAAAUGGACAAGCUUCUGAAAAUUACGAAGAAGCGCUAUCAAGCUAUUGGAGAGUUUUUCAAGAGUAUAAGAUACCUUCUAAUGUGAUGGAAGUAUUGCAGGAUGAGAAAAGUCAAUUCAUUAACGAAAAGUCUACCGAUUUUUGGGUAAUGUGUCAUUCUUUAAAAUGCUUUUAUGAAGAAAAAGGCACUUUACCAUUGUUAGGUACACUUCCAGAUAUGCACUCGAACACUCAGCGUUACUUGAGUAUAAAGCAUUUGUACAACGAAAAAUAUCUUGUUGAUUUUGCCGCUUUCAAAAUAUUUGUUCAACGGACAUUACAGUCUCAAAACAGACAUGUGGAUGAUAUACCAGAAGUUAUCAUAAAAAGAUUCUGCAAGAAUGUUUUAAACAUAAAAUUCCUUCGGUACAGAUCAAUACAAGAGGAACUUGAGUCUCCCAAACAUCUCGAUUCAUUUCUUUCUGACGAAAACUCUCUUAUUCCUUGGUAUUUUGCAUUUCGAAUCUCAGAGCAACUCUUAAGUUCUCCCACACAAUCAUCACUAGAAAAAGAAUCUCCAGUCGUUAAGUCCUUAGUGGACACUCUCUUUGAAAAGUAUUCAUUAAAACAAGAAUAUAAAAAGAAAGUUCUAAAAUGCAUUGAUGAACUGUCUCGAGCGUCUGAUUAUGAAGUUCAUCCAGUUUCCUCUCUAGUAGGUGGAAUUGCUGCUCAAGAAGCGAUUAAGAUUCUUACAAAGCACUAUCUACCUCUCAAUCACACUUGCAUUUUUGACGGAGUCCUUAGCAAAACUGAAACAUUCAAUAUUUAG